AUGGAUUCAAAGCCCAGGUUUCUCUUCUCCUCUCUUCUUUUCUUAACCUUCUUUGUUACGUUCGCCGCCGCCCACAUUGGCCAAUUCGAUGAAUACUGGAAGAAGAAGGCUGAAUUAGCCGAAGUUAAAAAUCGAGCCUCCUACAACCCUGACCCGGACUCAGUCACCAGCCACUUCAAUGCUGAAGUCCACACGGAAUCGAUCGACAUGGAGGAUGACACGGCGAACAACACGAGAAGAGGUUUGCGCGGGAAGAGGAUGAACAGUAAGAAUGAGCCAUGCGUGGCGACGAACCCGAUCGACCGUUGCUGGCGGUGCCGCAGCGACUGGAGCAAGAACCGGAAGCUAAUGGCCAAGUGCGCCAAGGGGUUCGGGCGGCACACGACCGGCGGGUUGGACGGGCGGUUCUACAUCGUCACGAACCCGGCCGACGACGACAUGGUGAACCCGAAGAAGGGGACGCUGCGGUGGGGCGUGAUCCAGGACCGUCCGCUGUGGAUCGUCUUCGCCAGCGACAUGAUCAUCCGGCUCAACGAGGAGCUGAUCGUGAACAGCAACAAGACCAUCGACGGUCGCGGCUACAACGUCCGGAUCGUCGGCGGCGCCAGCAUGAUGCUCCAGUUCAUCCACAACGUGAUCAUCACCAACCUCCACAUCCACGACAUCGUCCCCGGCGACGGCGGCAUGAUCCGCGACUCGGAGACGCACUACGGCUUCCGCACACGCAGCGACGGCGACGGCAUCUCCAUCUUCGGCUCCAGCAACAUCUGGAUCGACCACGUCUCCAUGGCCAACUGCGGCGACGGCCUCAUCGACGCCAUCAUGGGAUCCACCGCCAUCACCAUCUCCAACUCCCACUUCACCCAGCACAACGAUGUGAUGCUGUUCGGGGCGAGCGAUAGCUACUCAGGGGAUGCGAUCAUGCAGAUCACCGUCGCCUUCAACCACUUCGGGAGAGGACUCGUUCAGAGAAUGCCAAGGUGCCGAUGGGGUUUCGUGCACGUCGUGAACAACGACUACACGCACUGGUUGAUGUACGCCAUUGGCGGCAGCAAGAACCCUACCAUUCUGAGCCAGGGCAAUCGAUUCAUUGCUCCACCCAACAUUUUCGCCAAGGAGGUGACAAAGAGAGAGUAUUCUCCGGAGAACAUAUGGAAGGACUGGAACUGGAGAUCAGAAGGUGACCUGUUGAUGAACGGAGCAGUGUUUGUGCCAUCAGGAGUGGAUCCCAACACCAACUCAAUCGACGAGAGAGAUCUCAUCAAGGCUAAGCCCGGCACCUUCGUGACCAGGCUCACCCGCUAUUCCGGCGCGCUCGAUUGCGUCCGCGGCCGGCCUUGUUAA
Molecule: messenger RNA, 1344 nt
Organism: Zingiber officinale
Lineage: Eukaryota; Viridiplantae; Streptophyta; Magnoliopsida; Zingiberales; Zingiberaceae
Product: pectate lyase-like
Exons: 5
Coding region: 1-1344 (447 amino acids)
Molecular function (GO): pectate lyase activity
Source: RefSeq, a predicted model, not a curated record